CAUCAUCUGAUGUGGAGUGCCGAGCGCAACUCCUCUUCCGCAACCCCACACCCCGCCGCCUCCACAUGGCAAUGUGGCGUUUACCACUGCCACCACGCGUGCGGCCUUUGCGCAUUUCGCAACGCGUCCGUGUUGUCGGGCUCGCAGCCGUGCUUGCGGUCACACUCGUUGCUUCCGUCCAUGUUCUGUCUGCUGCGGGAACCACGACGACCGCAUCUUCUGCGCGUGUUGCAAGUCAGCCAGCAUUUCUGGCAGGCUUCGGCGAAGAGUGCCGUGGCUGGAUUCCCACGGAUCCUACUACCGAUCACUUGUGCCCCGGCGCGUCGGAACGCCUCCGGGAGGUGCAGACGUUCUUGCAGGAACCUGUGCUCGAUUACGGCGAAGAAGUGUACACCGCUGCGCGACGACUGGAAGCGUGUGCACUCGGUCUCGUGGAGUGCCCGGAACGGCCGCUCGUUGUUAGCCUGUGGCCUGCAUCAGAGCAGCAGCCAACGUUCUUCGCCGAGGUGGAACGACGAGCUGAGCUUGCCUGGCACGACGACAUCCACGAGGGAGUUGAACUGUUCAACUAUGUCUUUGUUCCAACAGCGGACCGAGCGAAGACACUGCAUCUCGUGAAGGCUCUGCGUGCCAGCAUUCACCAAGUUUGGAUGGGCGAGAUCGCCGCUAUCGAGUGCAUGCAGAAUCCCCGCUGCAUCGCUGACGACUACGUCGCGGCCUCAGUCCCCGCCAUGGUCCCGAAUAUCACAGAGGUUCCCGACACCGAGAAAGGGCCGGUUGAUCUGUGGCGCCUCAUGGUGACAAGUUGGCACGGCGUACGGCCAAGUCGGGCCCAGUCGCCGGGGCACGAUCUCACACGCGACUGGGGUGUGGCAACCCAAGGUGGCGAGGAGCACUGGAGCAUUCAUCCCAUCGGGCGGUGGCACACCAUCUCACCGUACCCGUUUCCCGACCACGCCUGGGUGCCCUUUACGCACGCGCGGGCAUGCGAUCCUUCGACGUUCACGAUCACGCGGAAGCCGAAGCGUCUGGGAACUCAAAUUGCGGAGCGCACGGUAUUGAUACUCGGCGACGCGACGGACCUGGAGAACGCAGAAGUUGACUGGGCAGGGGUGUGGCGCUUUCUGCACGACCGCGGGUUAAACGCCACCUUCACCAUCCCCUCGUCCACGCCACUCUCACACAAAUGGCUAACCGCCUUUCCCGCCGAUCCAGAAGCGUAUCCCGAGCUGCUGGGCGAAGCCGAUGCUCUCCUCGGCAUCGGCACCCCACAUCUUGCGACGACACCCUACAUAGCUAUGUGCCGUGGCACGCCGGCGGUGUUUCCUACUUUUCGAAAUAUUGGGAGUCUGGGAUUUCCCAUGGGCUGGGAACGCUACGACCCGAGCUGGAUGCAACACGGGCAGUACUACGUAGACGAGCCUGAACCGCAAGGGUUCAAGUAUCCAGCGGGCGACAUGGAGCUGCUCGCGUAUGAGCUGUGGAAGGCGCUGAGUAGCGAAAGGAGUCCACAUACACCGCGCCAGUUCGGGCCCCUUGGGUUGUAUGAGAGCCUCGAGGCAAUGUUGCACUUCGACUACGAGGGCGAGUACAACCAACAGCGAAGCGUCCGUGGCGGGCCCAUUGGGCUCGCGGAAGAUCUCCGCGUCAACUGCUGGAAGCAGGGAUGGUGUCGCAAGGACGGGCAGUUGGGAGGGACGCGAUGACAGAGCACGCAGCGAUAUGGGAGUGACUCAGAGACCUACAGAUCCAAGACUUAUGAAAC
Molecule: messenger RNA, 1765 nt
Organism: Cutaneotrichosporon oleaginosum
Lineage: Eukaryota; Fungi; Basidiomycota; Tremellomycetes; Trichosporonales; Trichosporonaceae
Source: RefSeq, a predicted model, not a curated record